GUUAAUUACUUCCGUGAAUGUGCACGUGAAAAUAGUUGACAUUGCGCGGCUCUUUGGUGAUGAGGCUGAGUUGAGGAAAGCAUUUAUUUUAUUUGCUUGUGAGUGACCAUGACGUCCGUCUGUGCUCAACUGUGUCUGAGAGGCAGAAGUUCUGUUUGCUCCAAGGCAGUGACGAGCACCUGGACGUGUUACGCUCAAGUUCGACGUACAACGACAAGGGUCCCAUUCACCAGGGAGAAUCACACAACAGCUCAGGGGAGGCUGAGGUGGAAACAACAAAUGCGCUACUGCAGUGACUUGACUGCAAAAUAUCUGACAACUGAGGCUAAGGAAGACAACGACAAAGAAAAGUUAUCAACAACUGAUGUUAUUGUGCACAAGUCCCCCCUGUUACCAACCAAAGAUGCUUUGCCACCGACUGAAAAUCAGAUGCCAUUCGAUUUGGAUGCUGCCACGCAAUUGUCAGCGUUGGAGGAGAUCAGUGAUGAAGAGGCUCUCAGUAUAUUCCCUCCUUCUGCCAUUCCCCCAGCCUCCACUUCUCUAAGAGACUAUGUUGACAGUUCUGAGACCCUUAGCAAGCUGGUGCAACUAGGUGUAAAUCUGUGGAAGCUGGAACAAAUGCCCAAUGUCGGCUCCAUGCUACUGAGACUCGACUUCAACACAGAUGUGGCCCCAAGGCUUCUCUUUCUGAAAGAGAUUGGGGUGGAAGACUCUCAUCUUGGCUAUAUCAUCACACGCAACCCCUUCAUUCUUACCGAGGAUCUGAACAAUCUACGUGCCAGGGUAAACUACCUCAAAUCAAAGAUGUUCAGUUCUGAGACUGUUGCAUCUAUGGUGUCCAGAGCUCCCUUUCUUCUCAACUUCAGUGUUAAGAGGCUGGACAACAGACUGGGUUUUUAUCAGCAACAGCUCAGCCUCAGUGCUUCCAAUACGCGAAACAUUGUAGCUCGUCUUCCCAGGUUACUGUGUGGAAGCUUGGAGCCGGUGAAAGAAAAUUUGAAGGUGUGUGAAAUAGAGUUUGGCUUUAAGAAAAAUGAGAUCCAACACAUAGCUAUUGCCGUCCCCAAAGUGCUGACCGCCAAUAAAAGGAAACUAACCCAGAUAUUUGACUACCUCCACAACACCAUGAAGGUACCCCACUACCUGAUCACCAAGUUCCCACAGGUCCUCAAUUCUAAGUACUUGCGUCUCAGAGAGCGACACCUGUUCCUCGAGUACCUUGGAAAAGCUCAGUACGACCCGACCCUGCCCAACUACAUCUCCCUGGACCGCUUGGUGUCUUUGCCGGAUGAGACUUUUUGCACUGAGUUGGCUUCGGCCACAUUGGAAGAUUUUUAUAUGUUCCAAAAGACACUUUGAUUCUUCAUGAGGGGUCAUUAAAAGGGACUUAUGAAAACAAAUGGUCAGGUGUCAGGCACCUGCAUAUAUGAAAAUUCAAACAUACAAUAUUAGAACAAUGCUUUAUGAAUGUGAUGUUUAAUAAAGGUACACAGUGUAUGU
Messenger RNA from Mugil cephalus (flathead mullet), 1500 nucleotides. It is a transcript of the gene mterf3, whose product is annotated as mitochondrial transcription termination factor 3. The coding region runs from base 109 to 1359 and encodes 416 amino acids. Gene Ontology annotation, molecular function: double-stranded DNA binding. NCBI's taxonomy places the organism in Eukaryota, Metazoa, Chordata, Actinopteri, Mugiliformes, Mugilidae. Gene Ontology annotation, cellular component: mitochondrion. The transcript has 8 exons. The record is from RefSeq and is a predicted model, not a curated record. Gene Ontology annotation, biological process: mitochondrial ribosome assembly; regulation of DNA-templated transcription.